This is a messenger RNA of Pollicipes pollicipes, 1619 nucleotides long. It is a transcript of the gene stx, whose product is annotated as ubiquitin-like domain-containing protein stuxnet. Gene Ontology annotation, cellular component: nucleus. Gene Ontology annotation, molecular function: protein binding. The record is from RefSeq and is a predicted model, not a curated record. Lineage: Eukaryota; Metazoa; Arthropoda; Thecostraca; Pollicipedomorpha; Pollicipedidae.
CGCGGUGGGGUACCGUCGGUGCAGCUCGCGUCUCCAGAAUAUCCGGCGUGGCACGCGCCGUCGGUGGGCAGCGUCGGCAUACCACGUGUCCUCAGAGUAUCCGGCGUGGCACGCGCGCCGUCAUGGCCGACGACGUGGCGGCGGCCGGCGGGCUCGGCUCGGGCGUGUGUCGCGACGAGGCCGGACCAGACAGCGGUGUGUGCACGUGCGGCAGGCCGACGGAGCGCAUCUCUGUGACUGUGAAGCCGACCACAGGCGGCCAGUUCGCUGUGACGGCCACCAGCGAUGACUCGGUCGACUACCUGAAGCUGCUGGUGUCGCAGAAGCUGAAGGUGCCUAAGGAGCGCAUCUGCCUGCUCUACAGAAAUCGGCCGCUUCGGGACGGAACUCUGGAGGCCAACCAAGUGGUGCACGGGUGCCAGCUGAUCCUGCUGCCAUCUGUGGAGAGCGGUCUCAUGAGCCAUCGGCCCGAGCAGAGUGUCAUGCAGGCGUUGGAGAACUUGAAGUCCCAGCCAGCCCCGCAACGAAGCGAGCCGCGCGCGGCCGAGCGGCACCCAAAACCGGAGCGCUACGGCCGCGCCGCCGGCCCGUCGGGUCCGGCUGACCCCGAUGGCGCCACGAGCGGCUGCCGUGCGGUGACCGAAUUCCUGUCGGGCAAGGCUCCGCUGAACCUAACCGUACGCCUGGGCGAGCACAUGAUGCUGAUCCAGCUGCAGCUCUCGCCGGCGCAGGUGGCGGCGCGGCGCAACCUGCGGCCGCCGGCCACCGCGGCGGCCUCCCGGCCUCCCGCCUCCCCCGCCUCCCCCGCAUCUCCCGGCUCCCCGGCGGCACCAGCGGCGGCCGAGCGUCGGCAGCGACGCUGCCCGCACCAGCGGCCUCGUGGCCACGAUGACCCAGCGUCGGGCCUGCGCAGCCAGCUGGACACGCGCGCGCUGACCGAGGCCAGCCGCAACCUCACACGCACCCUCAAACAGCUCUCGUCGGAGGUGCUGACCGGCGGCACCGACACCAAGGACCAGGACGGGCCGACCGUGCUGCUGUCCUCCCCGUCUGCCGCACCUGGCGCCGCCUCUGGCAGCGCGCCGCUGCGGCCGCACCCGGGCGCCAUCAUCGAGAGCAUGCACCACCACGGCAAGGGCGUGUACAGCGGUACCUUCUCAGGUACGCUGAACCCCUCGCUGCAGGACCGGAUGGGCCGACCCAAGCGGGACAUCAGCACCAUCAUCCACAUCCUGAACGACUUGCUGUGCGCGUCGCCGCAGUACCGCGGCGAGGACGGCGGCGCUCAGAGCAAGCCAGCGCCGGGCGCGCCAGGUCCCCAGGAGCCGGCGCAGCCGCCAGCCGAGCCGACCACGCUGGACGAGAACCAGGCGACACGCGGCAAGGUGGAGCGACUGAAGCUGGUGCUGGAGGAGCGUCGCCAGCGCCGGCGCCAGCGGCGCACGCAGCGCAGCGCCCCCUACACCACCAGCUGGCCGCCAGAGCUCGAGGCGCCCUCUGCGGGGAGCGCCGACACAGAGGCGAGCCCACCGAGCGCCGACCAGCCCCGCCAGACGGCGCUGCGGCCGACCCGGCGACGCCUGACUGCCGGGGUGCGCUCCGAGCGGGUGCACGAGUGA